Molecule: messenger RNA, 507 nt
Organism: Aspergillus eucalypticola CBS 122712
Lineage: Eukaryota; Fungi; Ascomycota; Eurotiomycetes; Eurotiales; Aspergillaceae
Exons: 3
Coding region: 1-507 (168 amino acids)
Source: RefSeq, a predicted model, not a curated record
AUGCAUCAUCCACACUAUCUCAAUACAGUGUCCCAGCCUGUUGCGCUGUUUGAGCAUUUCAUUACCUCGGAGCCCCAGGCCAUAGUCCUGAAGGAAAAGAUAUUCUCUUUCUCCACGGAUAGCUUUGAUAUUAAGCUUGGGGAAGGAGUACUACUUUUAAAAGUAACUGGUAAUAUCUUCUCAGUUUCUGGUUGUAAGAAUGUUGAAGACAUGGAGCACAACCAUUUAUUUAAUAUUCACAAGGAACACAUGCACCUGCAUACCACCUUCAUUGGAUCAAAAGCCACGGCUACCUGUACUGACCGGCACAGCAAUCAAAACAAUUGUCGGACCCGAAUUAUUAAUGAAAAUACAGAAGAACAAGUCACUUGUAUUACCAGGAGGUGGUUUACCACUUGUUAUAUUUUCUUUGGCCAAGACACCUACAAUGUGAUUGUGGCGUCGGGGGUGGAUAUAGCAUUGAUCGCGGGUUCAUGUAUCUACUUCGAUGAAAAGAACAAUGAUUAG